Suillus fuscotomentosus is the source of this 834-nucleotide messenger RNA. RefSeq lists its product as uncharacterized. The record is from RefSeq and is a predicted model, not a curated record. NCBI's taxonomy places the organism in Eukaryota, Fungi, Basidiomycota, Agaricomycetes, Boletales, Suillaceae. Bases 1 to 834 code for a protein of 277 amino acids. The transcript has 5 exons.
AUGACCGACCAGAUUCCUGCACUCUCCGAGUCUCGCGUCGGCGCGUUGUCCAUUUGGGAUGCAGCCCAUGUGUUCGAAUACGCCACCUCCAGAUUCACUGCGAUCCAUAUCGCCCAGAUGACAAAGCAGAACCCAUCAAGCGCUUACCGGCAUUCAUUUAUUCAACACCUGAUUUGGGAAGUGGAUCGGUUUGUGACGCCGUUUGUCGGCAUGUGCGCAGCUAUGAAUAUCAAUACAAGUAUGCCGACAUAUCUCAGAAAUGUUCUCCGGCUUGCUGCUACCUACCAAACAGAAGGUGAUCGCGUCAAUCUCUUUGAGAACUUCCGGAACUGUCCACAUGACGAUGCUGGCGAUGCAAUAUCUGGCCAUCGCGUUGUUCCAAGAUACCGGCACUGUUGGUGGACGGCCGCAUUCCAUUAUUUGCCUAUGCAAAUGCCUCUGCGGUUCUCGGUAGCCGAGGUGAAGGACCUAACGGCUGAGCACUUCAAACAGCGGCCUGCCUUGGGGUUGAUGAUGCCUGAACCGAUCAUCCACCCGCGCAGUGAGGACCCGCUGCUUCAACAACUUCAAGUGCUCCGGACUGAAGUCGCCCGACUCGGUCUCGACCUUGGCCACCUCCUUCCGGUAGACGAGGUCCGUGAUGCAAUGGCAGCGUCCCAUGCGGCCGUGGCCUUAUUGGAGCAGGAUUACAACAAUGGUCGGAUAGGAACAUCCCCUCGUGGAGAUCCAUUCCCUGAGUUACAUCCCUUUCCUAUCUCCGGCAUCUAUGAAAAUGUUACAACUGGGAUGACACGCGCCGUUCCUAUACCCCGGAUGCCUCGUGUUUGCUAUUAA